This is a messenger RNA of Pocillopora meandrina, 14716 nucleotides long. Lineage: Eukaryota; Metazoa; Cnidaria; Anthozoa; Scleractinia; Pocilloporidae. The record is from the annotation of a GenBank genome assembly.
AUGCCAUCGUCAGAGAAAAAGAAAGUUAAGGACCUACACUUGGCUUCCAACUUGGAGGAACUGAACAAAAUAGCUGAUCCAGGCUUGCCCGUCGACAGAAAUGCGAACCCUUCACCGUAAGCGACAUACUUCGUUAUUACGUUGUCAGAUUUCUCAGUUCCUGCUACGCUCAAAUCUUUCGCUUUCCGAAAAUCUAGGGUCAUGACUUUGCCUAUGAUAACUUUAAACUUUUGAUUAGGCAGCUAAAAAUCGUCCAAGGUCGCCUCACCAAUCCACUUUCUCAUUGUCUACCAAACACUUGUAUGUUUAUGUCGUGGUUCAAUUUUAUCCUCUGGUCAAAUUUUAUUUUCUUUUGUUUUUGGGAAUUGAAAUAUAUGAUAAUGAGUUUGAAACAAAGGAAAAUAAAAUUUGAACAAAGCAUAAAAUUGAACCACAACAUCUACAUUACCCUGAUGAGUGAUCUGGUUUCAAUUUGAAUAUAAUUUUUAAAACGUAAUUACUUCACCUUCACAAGGAAAAUGUAUCUACGCAUAGAAUCUACAUUUUGGUUUUAGGUUUUAUCAGAGAGCAAUAGUUGAAGUCCCAUCUCCAAAGAUUAUGAUGUUCUAAAGAUAUAGAUUAGUUUUAAGAAAGCACAAGUUUCUCCUUUGGGCACAGAAAUUUUCUUCUUUACCCUCCGAUUUAAAUUUUCACUGUUUCUGUUCAGCUCUCACUAUAAGUUGCAUGCACUUUGCUUCUUAGUUUAAAUUGAAUCAAGGGUGAAAGUGAACGAAACAAGUUUGAAUUGCUUAAUUUUUAAUUCUAGAGUGGUUCUUGAUCAAUGGAAAUUGAAAAUCAGCUAAUCUGAAAUAAUUUCACUCAGCGUAAUAAUUUAUAAUUUAAACUACUGCCAAUGUGCCAAAAACCUGUUUCCUGUUGCAAACAUAGAUACAUCAAAUCAGCGGAUAAAGUUUACCUGAAAGCUCAAGAUAAUGAUCUGGAAGGUGACGAAGAGAGUGCAUAUGUAUAUUACAUGCGUUAUUUUAACAUCAUCUGCUUGAUUAAAAAAAGCAGCAAAUACUCAGACAACAAGGUGGGUAAUGAGCAAUGUCUUAAUUUAUUACACCCUAGCAUUAGCUUUUACAAUUAUAUUCUCCUCACUGUCCUCUAUACAUUUCCUAUGGUACUGAAAGGGAGAAUUUGUUUAACAAUCAGGGACUUCUUGAGUUGGUGAUUUUUUCCUUUAUUCUCAUGACCUUCUCAAUUGAUUCAGGGGUGAAAUUAGAAGCUAGUCAUUCUUAGGGGUGAGAAUGUUACUGUGUACCAAGGCUUUCCUUCAAGUGUUAGCAGAUUAAAAUGAAAAUGUUAAUCUACAGUUACUGUUACUACAUUUGAAAAAUCAUAAUGGGAAACUGAGGAAAUUACCUCAAGAAAUGGGAUAGAAGGAUUAUUUUGUUGUAAAGUUGUCUGCAUGUACACUGUACAUACAAUGAUAUACUUCUAUGCAUCAUGGUUACAUCUGACAUACUGAUAAGCCUAUUUCUGUCCUGUUUGAAUUCACAGAAGCAUUAUGAUAAUUUGUUGGGGAAAAACAAAACUAUAAGGUCUAUUGAGCGUGCAGAAGUGUUACAAGAAAACCUCAAGAAAAGGUAGGUAAUUGGCAUAUGAGAUGCAGUAAUGCUCAAUUAAGGUAUAACUGUUCCCAAAAAUACCUUCUUUACUUAAUUUACAACAGUCCUCAAACCAAACCAACAUUUUUUAGAUACUUUAAGAACAAUACAUUGUAAUUCAUUGUAAAACAAAAUUAAAAUGAUGUAUUUGCUAAGAUAUUGUUCAACUAAUCAGAUUUGAUUCAAGGUUUUGAAGUUACUACAAGUUACCUUUGUAUUGUUGCCAAAGAAACUAUCACAAAACCUUUGAAAACCUGUUUCUUCAGGUAUAAGAAGCUAAAAGAUCAAAAGGAAGCUGAGGCAAAAGCGCAGGAAGAAGCAAAGCAAAAGGAAGAGGAAGACAAAAGUAAAACAAAAUGAACACUCCUAGACAUCUUUAACUAGUUUGGACAAUUCUCCAGAGAGAUGUUCAUGAUGUUUGUUUGUCCCUCUCUCUCUCUCAAUAAUGUUGUUGUUUGUCAGUGUAUCUCUGUCACCCCUCAGAUUUCAGGGUAUUGAAGGUUGUAGGUGACUCAACAAGUGUGUCUUAGAGUGUAGCUUAAGUUUCAUCAUGGUGAUUUUGUGUAUUGUGUAUGGCCCAUAUAGUUAUUCAUGCACACUAUUCAUAACUGGAUGAUAUACUUUGUCAUUGUUAAAUAAUUUUAAAAUUUUUUUUGUGAGUAUGUGGUUACAUGUACUGUCUCAACUCCGGUAUAUACAAUAAGUUACAAAAUUGUAGACAAAUUGCCAAAAGUUGAAUUAUUAUCUCUUUAAAAUAGCACAUUUAUUUCAUCCCUAAUAUCCUUACUUUAAACCCUUCUUUUCAUGUACAAUGGUGCACCUUGUUUUCUGUGAUUCUGUAAUAGCACACAUUUGAGGAGUGGAAGAGGCGAAGCUAACAGUGCUUCAAUUUAAAUUUCAUUUAUAAAUACCUCCCUUAACUUGGCUACAUGGAUUUUAUGUACCAAAUACCUGUAUUUUUUUGCUGAUUGGAGGUUGUCUCCCCUUGGAAUUUCUUUAACUUUUUCCCUCUUAAUGGUUUAAUUUAUAAUCCAGUUGAAUUUCAUCUUUUACAAAAUAUGCUUUUAAAACAAACUUUGGAAUGUAACACAAAAUCAUAUCUUAAAUGAAUAAGCCUUAUUACUAGAUUACAAAUUAAGGUGUCCCACAGUCUUUUGAAUUAUUUAAGAAUAAGAUCACAUUAUCCUUUAAUAGUAAUGAUUUGAGUUUUUCUUUGUUUGGUUUGUAGAAAAAUUAGCUGCAUCAAGGGCAAGGAAUGGAAAGGGAGCAGACAGGUAAACAAAACAUGAUCUUGAAUCAUGAAUGACAUGCACAAGAAGAUGUCAAUUUACUGUAUCAUUCUGUUCAUAUGUAUAUGAAUCCCAAAAAUGUCAGUUUGCUUUGGACAUUAGUGAACUAAAUUUGAUGUACUAUUUCAAAAACAAGUGCGAGGGUUUCAUCAGGUUUCCAAAUGCGAGAAAACAUUUGAAACCACACGGCUGCAGGCCGAGCGGUUUUGUUGUUUUCAAGUGUUUGGAAACCUGAUGAAACCUGAAGCAUGAGUUUUUGAAAUGACUUUUCCAGAGAAACAAUACAAAAUUAUGCAGUGUUUUGUUUUUCCCAUUUUUCUUUAAAAUGGCUUGUAUGUGUGAUUUGUUGUAUUCAGUCAGUGAGCUUUUGUUUUAAAUUAUCCAAUAGUUUUGUGUUGCACCAAAUUUGUAUUCCAAAAGCAUUGUGAACUUGAAGUGAUUUACAUGUUGUUUUUGCCAUGGACAAAGGAAGGUUUCGCUUCCCAAAAACGAUUGAGGAAGAAAAACAUUGCUUAGAGAGAGUGGUACCGAAGUCUAUUAGAUAUAAAAUAAGUGGGCAGUAGGCAUUUUUGAGGAUUGGCAAUGAGUGCAAAGUGUCAAGUUUCCAAUAGUUGAAGUUGGUGGAGUUUUUAAAGAGUAUGAAUUGGACAAAGUUCAGCUGCUUACUCAGCCCAUAACAGAGAUGGAUGCAUUGAUGCUCAACUAUUGGUUAUCCAAAUUUGUUCAAGAGUUGGCAAAGUGUUCCAAAGAUCUGUACCCCCAAAAAAUUGUACCAGAUUGUCUGCAGCAUUUUCUGAUUCAUGCAGAUUAAGAACAAUUUUAUCACUACUGAUGAAAAUGUGAUGAAACACUAAUGAUGAAAAUGUGAUGAAACACUAGUUAUUUUAAGCUGGUGUUUCAUUGAGUUUCAAAGUCAUCCACCUGACCUGAAUGGGGCUCUCUGGUUGGCUUAUAAGGUCAUGAAUUAUUAAUGAGUUUGAGAAUAAGUUUUGAAAACGUUCUGAUAGAAAUACUAGGGACUUGUACUGACAGUGGUAUGGGAGACUUGGUGAAUUAUUUGUUAGUGCUAGUGCGCUGGACUCCAGGUCAAGAGGUCUGGAUUUGAGACCUGGCUGGGUUGUUGUGUUGUGUUCUUGGGAAAAGAACUUUACUUUCACAGUGCCUGUCACCACCCAGGAGUGUAAUUGGAUACUGGGGCAUCAUGAGGGAAGCCUGAUGAAAUGCAGGGGGUAAACUUGUGAUGGACUGACAGCCCAUCCAGGGGGGAGUAGUAAAACUCCCAGUCACUUCAUUCCAUCACAACUUCAAUAAGAUCUGGCUGGAUAAGCCACUUGGCUCCAGUACAGACUUAACCUACCUUUCCUGUACAAAGUUAUUCUUAAUGGACUAUAUAAAGUGGAAAUUAGGGACUCUCCAUGAAAUAGAAGGAAUCCUUUCUCUAAUAAACACUUUUUUAAAACUGAAAUUUCAUUUUUUUUAAUCUAGAUUCUCAUACAUAUUGACAUUUACACUUUUUACAUCUGUUGAAUGGUUUUACUCUCCCAGAUAAGCAUUGUAAAUAAAUUGUAUAAUGUCAAAUACCAUGACACAGUGAUACUUUAAGUUCUUCAGGAGGGUUUAUUUUCUGUUUGAUUACUUUGUUAGUGACAGUGGCUUUGAGAGUGAUGUUGAUUCUCUCCAAAAUGGAAAUGGCAUAAGUUCUUCCUCUGAUGUUUAUAACAAGCUUCAGGUGUGAACAUUCAUGCAUGUGGAGAAGUGAUGUUUCUGUCUUCUUCUUUCAUCUAUUAAGACUUCUAAGCUUAUCAGCUAAAGUGUUUUUUCAAUCAAUGUUACACCAACUUCUAUUGUUUAAUAUACAAGGAAAUGUAUGGCAGUCAGUUAGGAGGAUUACUAGUUGGAUCUCUGGAGUUUAGGACUUGGGAGAUUAAAUCUGGCUGGUACAAUAAAGGAAAAGAUGAAUUCAGUGUGUUUUAUGCUACAAUAUGAGCCACUCUGAAGAGUUCUAUCAUUUGAUUGUAUUAACAAAAAAAACAUUUGAGAGGCUCUUCAAGUUAAUUAUAAGUGGAUUUGAAUAGUAAAGUAUUAGUAUCACAAUUACAAGAUUAUCAGUAGACCUGCAGCUUUCAAAUAUGUUAGUUUUAAAAUUGUGUGCAGUAUUUAGGAUCAAAAUUUCUUUGCCAAUCAUGAGUGGGGGAAUUAUGAUUGAAAGAAGGGGAAAUGUUAAUGUGUGAAGGUAAAGGCUGUUGAAAAGAAUAUGAUUGGUUAGGAGACAAAGUUUUCAUCCACUUGUGGAAUUAUAUAAUCUUCAUAAAGUGUGCCUUUUAACUUCAGGUCAACCAUAAUUCUAUUCUUACUCCAAAAACAACUGAAAAUGACAGUGGUAAGUUUUACAAUUUCAUGAAAGAUUCACCUUAAACAUUUGUAUAUUUUAGGUAACAGGGAAUUCAAAAUUUGAGCAAUGUAAGAAUUUGCAAAUUGGAAAUGAGACGUAAUACAUGUAUGUCUAAGUUUAUGUGAAUCUUAUGCUUCUUUAGAUCAGUAAAGAUGGUAAAUGAAUGUCUUUUCUGGAAGAGAUUCAUGAGAGAGUCAGGCACCCCUUACAAUAAUUAUUGGUUGUUUAACUUGAAUGCUGGUGGCAUGCAUUUCAUUGGUUUUUCUUUUAGGUGCACUUAUAAGUGGAGUGGAGUCUCCUACCUCAUCACUUGUCACAGAUGGUGUGAAGUUUAUAUCAGCACAAGAACUGUACAAGCGCAUAAAAAAUUCUGAGUUCAAAAUUCUGAUCCUUGAUUGUCGACCCUGUGCCAAGUUUGCUGAAAAUCGAAUCCAGUGUUCUUGUUGUAUUAAUAUUCCUGCUGAAUUGCUGGAUCAAGGGUAUGAAACAUAUAUUGUUAUUAUUCUCACUGGAAUGGUUGUAUCCAAAUUGAACAAUUAGUUGUCAGAUCUAUUUCUCAGCAAGUUCCAAACUAAAGUUAAUGUUGGUGAAGUUUUGAUAAUUACCGGUAAGCCAAUUUGUGUUACAGAGUAACAUUGCAGAAGGUUUUGGUAAGUGCUAUGUUUUAUUAGUGAGAUAGUUAAAGUAUAACUACUGUUUGAGUUGAAUUAAAUCCAUUUUCUUUUCAAGGGUUUCAGUUGGCAGCAUAGAGAGAAGACUGCUAGAACUAACAAGAAAGACUUGGAAUAGGAGAGGAGAAAAAGAGCUUGUUAUUUUAAUGGAUGAAUCAACCAAGGUUUCAGAGAUAACCCCGGAAUGCAGAAUUCAGAGGCUCAAAGAUGUGAUAUUCACUUAUGACCCCUACAGCUCAUUGAAACGUGAACCUGUAUUUCUUGAUGGUGGAUUCCAUAGCUGGCUUUGGCACUAUCCAUCACUGGCCUUGAAACCAGAAUUACCAGCGGUAUUUUGGAAAUUCUAUGAUUUUGACUUAUUUGUACAUUGAGAAUAAAUAGUUUGAGACAUGUCUUGGAGAGGAUACUUACCUAUGACUCUAAAACUUGAUUAUACCUCUGCUUACUCAUAUUCAUUGUGAAUAAAUGCAGUUUUGACCACUGAGGGUGCUUUAUGACUCUGAGCCCUUGUUAGACAUGAUUUAUUGGCCAGGGACAGAUGGUGUGUUUUGCCUGGGUGAAGAAAGCAUUGAAAUUAAUUUUGUAGAAAUACUAUAAAUUUGUCUUUAAAUGUUAGUUUUACUAUGAUGAGGCAAAUGGUCUUAAUUUGAUAAAUAGCACACUAGAAGGCGGAAGGUUCCAGUUAAAUAAAUGCACUUUUACAUGUUAAUUAGUCUAAUGUGUGCUGUUCUUUACUCUUACUAGGUAAGGACACAACCUAAAGCUGUAAAUUCUGUGGAUUUGUCAUCUUUAGACUAUCCUGAACUACCUGAAGAUAAGACAUUAACCCCUCAGUCUACUGUGACUGAUCCUACAUCCAGCGCUUUGCAGUAUCCUGGUGUCCCAGUUGCCAACCUUCAAAAUAUGCAAGGUCCAAAAGGCAGUACUGAACAAAACAAACCACCCUCCCCAACACAAGCAGAAUUCAAUUCUAAUGUACCACUAUCAGGACAACCUGGAGAGACUCCAUCAGGAGCAGCUUGGAAUCAUGGUCCAGGAGCAAAGUCUAAGCAACUAGGAAUUCAUCCUGUAGUUCCUCCUUCACAACAUCCCAAUGACACUCAAUUGCCAAGACCUGCUGAUGCAGGUCCUCCCCAAGAUAAAGCUCCAAAACAAGAACCAUUGAAGUUGCCACCAACACAAUCUGUUGCUUCAUCUGAAGGUUUGCCACUUCCCUCAGCAGGACCACAGUCAUAUAUGGGAGUAGCUCCUCAGGCAGUUGUUCCAUCUUCAGCAGAUUUGAGGGCAACAGGCCCUGUGCCAAAAACAAUGGUACCCCAUCCAUCAAGUCAACCUAUUUUUCAGCCCAAUAUUCCUACUACUGCUCCCAAAACAGUGCCAAGUACCCAGCCAUCUUCUCAGUCAAGCGCAACUGUUACAAAGCCAUUUCCACAGUCAAGUGUGCCAUUCACAGGCUCUUCAAAUACACUGUCUGCUCAGUCAGGACCCCCCAACACAAAAUCUACCCUACAGCCCAGUGUAUCUAUUCCUGGCACCCAGCCAUCCAGUGUGAACUCUACUUCCUCUCAAGUAAUGCCUUUGGCUUCUGUGAAAGUGACUCCAGCAGUAUCAACUUCAUCCUCCCCACAAGGCUCAGGUUUUGUUUCUCCACCCUACCCUGACAAUGUGUCGCAGCAAGUACCACAAAGGGUACAACCACAAAAUCAACCACCUGUUGCUCCAUCAGUGAGUCAGGUGCCGCAUAUUGGCAGGCAAGAUCCUGAUGGGUCAUCUAUUCCCAUAUCACAAAGUCAUCAAGUAAUCACAACUUCUAUCUCAGGAGCAGAUACAAGGAAUACAAAUUUUACUGCUGUGAAACCUAGUGCAGCACCUCAAUCAGGAAGCCCAGAGCAUUUCGUGCAAGGACCUGUCCAGAAUGGGGCUAGUAAACCAACCACAACUGUUGGUAAAGACUCUGCAACCCCAGCUCUGCCAAAGAAUUCAGACUCUGCUCAAAAACUUGAUAGCCGGCCAAGUAACUUUGUCACCACACCAGGACUGCCACAUGGAUGGGAAAAGGUUACUGAUGACGGAAACAGAACUUACUACAAAGAUCAUAAUACACAAACAACACAUUGGAAUCCACCAACAACUGGAAAAGCAUAUGUUACGCCACAGUCUGGUGCACAAAGGCAGCAGCAGUCUCCAGUGAAAAGACAGUCUUCAGUAGAAAGGCCAAAAUUGCACAGAUCUAAUUCUUCACCAAAUCUUGCUAAGGUCAAAGAUCAAGGCUCUUCUGGUCCCAAGAAGCCAAUAAUUGAUCGCUUAUCAAAACCAGAUUCUGGACAAAAGGGACCUGCAAGGCCAGUUGUGAACCGCGUUGCCAAACCUUUGUCUGCCAAUCAGCUUGAUAGUUUUAAUCCAAGCUAUGGUGGUCCAGGAAUAGGGUUAACUGGACUACGUAAUCUGGGAAAUACCUGUUAUAUGAAUUCUGUGGUGCAGUGCUUAAGCAGUGUGGCACCAUUGGCAACAUAUUUCAUUUCAGGAGUAUUCAGGGAAGACAUUAAUAGGAGUAAUCGAGAUGGAACAAAGGGUAGGUAGAUUUCAUGAAUAAUUCUUUUAAUUUGAAUUUAUAAUUUUGAUUUUUUUGUAGUGUUUUUUUCUAUGUGUUUUGGCUCUCAAUAACAUCAAGAAUUACUUUUCAUUUGAAAAUCAGCUUUUGAGAUAUCAGAGUGUUUGGAGUGCUUCUUAAUUUUAGCUCAAACUCUUGACUUCACAUCUAUUUUCAGGAGAACUUGUUGAAAGCUUCUCAGUUCUUGUCAGAGUCUUGCAUUCUGGGCAGUAUAAAUGUGUUUCUGCAAUAGAAUUUAAACGGACAGUUGGAAAGUUCAAGUCACAGUUCUCAGGGUAUGACCAACAAGAUUCUCAAGAACUCUUAGCCUUCUUAAUGGAUGGUUUGCAGGAGGAUCUCAACAAGGUACUGCAGUAGCAGGUGUCUGAAGUCUUGUCUUCUGAGAACACCUUGAUGCUAAUUUUAUUGAAAAAAUGUGAGAUGUUUUAAUGGCCUGUUAUUAACACAGUUAAGUAAUUUGUCUUGCAUGGUUUUUGGCUUGUGUUUUUGAACACAAGCAACAAGGGGUGAGUAAGGAAAUGAACGGAUAAUGGGAAAUAAGCUUUUUUCAUCCCAUCUUGAGCUAAAUGUUUCUUUCAGCCCUGCUACUAGUGUUUUGAAGGCAAGAUGACACAAAGUACACCCAAUGUUUCUCAUAAUGUGGUUUGUUAGAUUAUUCCAUCAUAUUUUUGUCUCCUAGGUGAAAAACAAACCUUAUCUUAGAGCACCUGCUGAUGACUUAGAUCCCCAGACAGCUGCUACUAUGGCUUGGGAAAACCACAAGAAGAGGAAUGAGUCAAUUAUGGUGGAGUUGUUUGAUGUAAGAUAACAUCACUACUGACACUACUAUUCAUUUUGAUAUUAUGUUUAAUAAUAAUAUAUAGGAUUGUUUAUGAGUGAAACUGAGAAAUAAAGUUUUGUAAGUUUUAAGUUUUAGUACUGAGUUAUGAGUGGGUACACUGUUAUACAAGUAGGUAAUCCAAUUACAAUAGAGAAUUUGAUGGCAAAUUCUACAAAUAUUUGCUUCAACAAGAUUUCCCAACUUCUAUUAGCCAAACUGAAUCAUUAAAUGUUGCAUAACAUCGCAAAGCAACUAGAUUGCUAUGUUUUGCAUUUUCAGGGCCUCUUCAUGUCGACUGUGCGCUGCAUGGUUUGCUCCAAAGAAUCCAGAACUUUUGAUUCUUUCUCCAACCUCACUCUUCCACUGCCUCCUAACAAGAGUCAUUGUUCACUUGAGGUAUUCUCACAACUUUAUAUAUAGAGAAGAAUAUCUAUGUGCAAAAAGAUAUCCAUGACUUGUUUUUUGUGAAGUUAUUCUUUGGUCUGUGGAAUAAGCAUCAUCUGAAUGAACAAAUUAUGUUCGAGAAAAUGGCCCUGCAUGUGCUUGAGGCUAAAUGGCAGUUUUUUUUAUUAUCAUAUAGUGAUAAUUGUAAUGUGUGCCCACUGAGUCAUCUCAGGUAUCACCAUAUGGUAGGGUUUUAGUCCAGUAAUUAGAAUUAUUUUAUAUUAUUAUGAUUUUAGGAUUGUCUCACUUUGUUCACCAAACCUGAGAAAAUGGCAGGGGAUGACAAGUGGUAAGACAGUAUAAAAGUUUUUCUUUCUGAUUACCUUUUUUUUUUUGUGAAAGUGGGUUGGUCAGUAAGGCCAAGAAAGAAGUAAAUAAAAAGCUUUUGUACUGGAAAAACCUUGAUGCAUGUGUUCGCUUGAUAAUUGUCUUGAAUUCCUAACCCAAGCAUCUGAUUUCAUAUCCAGGUAUUAUAAGGUGGGUUUCUAGUUAGUUAACGUAAUAUAACUUUUACUUCGAAAAAGCCUCGUGUGUUCUAAAUCCUAAAAUAUUUUAAUAUUUAAAACACUGAGGUCCAAUCCUCUAACAGCAGGCCAGAAAGUUAGGUGUGAAUAAUUUCCUUCUAAAAUAAAGUUCUGAUUACCUUGUUUUAAAUUAAGGGUGGGUUCUGAAUUUAAAAAACUAUUACAAAUUUCUUUUAGGCCAUGCAAUGAUGAAAAAGAAGGAUAAUGCUCAUUGUUGCUGCAUGAAUAAAUGACUUUACUUAUAUGUUGUUGUGACAUUUCUUUUGAUAUAAUUGUGAAAGUCCUUUUGAUAUGAGCAAGGGGUUAAAUUUAUACAUAACCAUGUAUUUACAGUAGAUUACAUUUGUGAGAAGUUUAGUCAUUUACAUCAGGUACUCUUUAAGGUAUUGUGCUGGGAGGGGGGGGUGUCCUUUUUUAUUGCUGAUUCUUGAAGAAAUAUUAAUUAAUGUUUAUUUUCUUGUUAGGUUUUGUCCAAAGUGUCAACAAAGAAGGGAAGCCAGUAAAAAAAUCCAGAUCUGGAAGCUUCCAAGAAUUCUUGUGGUCCACCUGAAAAGGUAACUUUGAUUAUUGCCUGCAGAGGGUGGCUUAAGUCUUCUUGACCAACCACAAAGCAUUGCAAAUCAAAACAAUGCAUUUAUGGAUUACUUUCAAUGCUAAAUUUGAAAUUUCUCUGUUUUUUAUCAUUUUCAAUUUGCCAUUAAAUCAUUUCUUGAUCUAUUAUAUCUUAAAUUCUGCCAAGAGAGUAUUAUAAGAAAGUGUUCAUAGUUUGAUGGUUUCUGCUACUUCAGUCUGUAAUAUUUCAAAUUAAAUUUUGGCUGAUGUUGUCAUUUGUUUGGUUAAUUUUUUUGAAGAUUUCAGUAUGAAGGAAUGUGGCGUCAAAAGCUCCAGACAGGCGUGAAAUUCCCCAUGACUGAACUGGACAUGUCUGCCUUUGUUGUGGGUCCCAAGUCUGCUGCACGUCCUUACAACUUAUUUGCAGUAUCCAAUCAUUAUGGAACCAUGCAUGGGGGCCAUUACACUGCAUUUGCAAAGAAUGUUUAUGAUAAAAAAUGGUACAAGUUUGAUGACCAAUAUGUAACUGAGAUGUCUCCUCAAGAUGUUGUGGUAUGUCUUCUUCUUGUUAUCUUUUAUUGAUUUGUUUAAGGUGCUAUAAACUGUGCAUCAUAUUAAUAACUGAACAACCUUCAACAGCAUUCUAAGCUUGAUCAAUCUUAGUCACAUGAGAAGGUUAAGGCAUAAAAUGACUGAAAGGUUUUUUGUUCUUUUUUGCUACCAACAUGUUGCUUGAGAAAAGGUGUAAAAAAAAACCACAUUUUAAGGGUGCUCUCUAUAUGGAUAAGCAAUGAAAACCUACAUUUGUGGAAAAAACCUCUAGAGACAAUUUGUUCACGGGAAUAUGAUUGCUUAAGUUCUUAAAAUCUUAACCCUUCAACUCCCAAGAUCUGAUUGUUGAUUCUCCCCUCUAGCUGCUACACAUAUCGUUUUAAAUUAGUUAUGAGAAUUUGGUUUAAGAUUAAGAUGUCAACUUUUACCUGACAAGUUUGAAUAUUCUCAUUACCUGUUGGUUGGAUAAUGUAAGGAUAUUGUGGGGAGAAGUUUCAUGUUGAUCACUUCUGGGAGUUAAAGGGUUGAUGCCUGAAUUAAAUAAAACACCCUUCUCUCCCACCUCUCUAGUCAGUGUUGCUGUAUUUUUGUUACCAAGUUAUGUUUACAGAGAAAUAUGUUACAUUGUUGUAGAGAGUGCUGCUGCUCAUCAUGGUUUUAAAGAUAAAUGUUUGAUCAGUUGCCUGACGAUGUAAAAUGUCAGGCGAAUAAAUCAUGUAUUGAUUGCAACAUUUCCACAGCCAUACAGCUACAACAGGAAACAUGGGUGGGAAAAUGAACAAUACACAAGCAUUGAUCAAAAAUCUUUCCUAAAUAAUUUUUUUUUUCUUAGAACAGUAGGUUGAAACAGUGAAAUAGAUACAAAUUUAUAUUUUUGCACUCAUAAAGAUUAUAGAAAAAAAAGAAAAAGAGAAACAAACUGCCAAACAAUGGCCUUAGAGAACUACAAAACGAAUUCAUGACAAAAAUUAUCAACUAUCUGCAAAAGCAGCCUUGAACCUUUUGGUUGUUUUCAACUUGCACUUUUUAACUAAGUAGGAGCAGUUAUAUUCUCUAGUUUUAAAUCUAAAGUGAUUGUUUUUAAAUCAUAUGCCCUUUUGAACUUCAUACUAACAAGACUAGUGUAUUUCCUUUUCAGACACCAGCUGGUUAUCUUCUGUUCUAUGCAUCAUUUGGUUUCCAACCUCCAAAUCUCCUCAGUUUCAAAUCUUGAAACAAGUCAGUACACUGGACAUUUUUUAUAGCAAUAAAUUAGCAAGAAGCAUGACUGUUUAGUAGUCUAGUUCAAUUUGUUAUCACAUAAGUAAAUUAAAAUCGUGUAUAGAUAACUAUGAGUAUAAAACAUAAGUUUGUUAAUAUUAAUUAGAUGUUAUAGUUUUAACCAGAUGGUGGAGCAUUAUGCAUGCUCUCAAAUCUUGAAAUUUAAAGGCAUUAGCAAAGAAAGCUAACUUUGCAGAUCAUGUUGAUUAAUUAUAUAAGCUUAGUUAUGCACAUAUUCUGAUUGGUUCUCACUUUUUUCCCGUAUAUUUUAAUUCUUUAUUAUAUAAAACAAAUAGAUUCCAAGUUGCCGUGCGUUUGUAUAGGUAAUCACAUGAUUUCGAGUGCAAUUUGGAAUAAAUAAGCACGAGUAAAUUUUUUUAAAGACUAACAAAAUUGCACGAGCCCGUAGGGCGAGUGCAAUUUGUGGUCUUUGAAAAAAUUAACAAGUGCUUGUUUAUUCCAAAUUGCACGAGAAAAAUAAUGCGGUUACGUGUUAAUAAUAUACAUGGAAAAAUACGAGAUGGCUUAUCAUAAUUAAACAUAAGCAAAGCGCGCACGUCAAGUGCAAAGAUAAUUUAUUCAAACCUCGCGUUCGGUCAAAACAACCGCGUACGAUCAAAACAAUAAAAAAUUAUGCAAUGAUAUCUUCACAUCUUUAAGGUACAAAAAAGUUCAAAGUCCGGCUAAACAGUUCAAGGAAUUGUUCAGUCUGUGUCCGAAUCACUUUCGAUGAAAUGGAAUCGUCGUUUCCGAGGUUUAACCAUGUUUGUUUUUUAAUUUCGGCGUGUGAUCGCUCGAGCAAAGUGUAAAGCUGGGUCGGCUCGUGUAAUUUUCGAUUUCCUCGGCAAUUCCCUUCUCUAAACACCACUUUUUCCACACCGACAACCAAAAAGCAGUGCUUUUUACAGUGUUUUUGUUGUUUAAGCUGUUUUUCAGCUGCGGUGGCGAAAGAAAGCCUACUUAAAACACCGGCCAUUGUUUCGCUCGCAAAUUUUCAAAUUUUCAAAUUUUGUUGCGACAUCCAAGGCUCGCAUUUGAUUGGCUAUCUAUGAGUUUCUUUGAUUAUUGACCAAUCAGAAUGUCUGAUUUGUUUCUUUCUUUGCACUGAAUUAACCCUCUUCUGCACUAAAUUAACUCUCUACUGCACUGAAUUACCUGAAAACUGCAUUUAUCUUAACCAAUCAGAACUAAGUAAUUUUUCCAUGUAUAUUAUUAGUUCAAUAAUAGAUCACAGAGGACGUCAAAAUGUGGUAAGAACAUCAGUGACACACUUGGCUGCACCUCGUGUGCCACUUUUUUGUUCUUACCACAUUUUGACAUCAUCUGUGAUCUAUUACUGAACAGACACACAGCAACUUGGAAUCUAUUUGUUAAAUUUACCCACUACUGCCUACAGUAUUGUGUAUAAAAACCUAUAUUAACCCCAAACAAAAACUUUCUAGUUAUUAAUUUUCAUUUUUCCUUGUUUUCCUAAAUAUAAUUUUUGCAGUACUGAAAGACUGCCUUUUUACCAUUAUUUUUUUAUAUAUAUCAUGUAGACAGAUAAUGCAGAGGUUAGUAGGUUAGAUCUAACAUUAGUUUUACCCAGCAUAGUUAACUAGGGAGAAGAUACAAGUGCUAAGCAAAGUAAAGGUUAGCCGUCAAUUUUUUAUGUUUCUUGAAUUGGGGGAUGAUGCGCUGAAGGUAAGCUACAGGCUGAACUUGUCCCCCAAAGGAUGCUUAAGUGCUUGCUUCUUCUUGUUUGCCUGAUCAGUCCUAUGGGUCUUCGAUUUAAGGACCUUAGAUAAAUUUUUUCAUGGGAUAAAUCAGUGAAUCCCCAUUACCUUAGGGUUUGUGUUUGGGUAAAUCUCCGAAGUAUUUGGUGUAAGCAAGGCAGCUGUACAGGUUUCUGUUUUCUCCAAAUAGUUUUGAUUAUCAUUGAUGAUUAUGGAAGUAAUAUGUAAGGAUGAUGG